CGGGCUGAAAAUAGGGCUGCGGCAGGGAAGUUGCAGGGUUUUUGAAACGGGACUAGCAAUAACAAGUGGAGAAUAAACAAUAUCUAAAAUUAUUGAUUGCAAUGGAAGAAGAAGAUAUAAGUGAGAGGAAACUGAAAAUUGCUUCUAUCUUGGAUAGAGUUAAAAGUUUUAAAACAAAAUAUGGCCUGGAAGACAACUGGACAGAUGAACUGACUUUUACAAAGUCUUCUGCUGACACUACAGAACACUCAGGCUUUUUUGGCCAUUUGGUGACUGAAAAGACUCCUGAGGAGUGGCAGAUUUAUCUUAUAAAACUGGAGAAUACGGGCCUUCCUCAGAGUGAUAGGGCACUACUUGGUAAACUGAUUGAUAACUACAGUCAGGCGGUCGAGUCAUUGCCUGCAGACCAACACAGCAAUAAUGAAAGUUAUGCUAAAAUUCUUGUUCGAUUUGCUGAACUGAAAGCGCUUAUUGACCCAGAUGAGGCACGUGACCAAUUUCAAUUUGCCAGAUUAAACUGCAAGAAAUAUGCUUUUGUACACACAUCUUUUGCCCAGUUUGAACUAUCUGAAGGGAACUAUAAGAAAAGCAAGCAAAUUCUUCAGAAAGCAAUAGAUUGUCGUGCUGUUCCAAUUAAAAUGCUGGAGCUAGCUCUGAAGAACUUGAAUUUGAAGAAACAGCAGCUAAUUUCUUUAGAGGAAAAAGAAAAUUUGUCAGAAUCUAAUGAAGAGCCAGCUGGAUAUCAAAGUUGCAUUCUGGGAAAUAGCCAAACAACGAGAAAUGGAAGUCCAGAGGAUGUCUCUGUGCACAUAAAUUUUUUGGAAGGAGAGAAGUUUAGCUCUCCUGAAGAAUCUUAUGGCAUUGGGAGUAAGCCUUUAAAAACCACGACCUGUCCGUUUGGAAGAGUUCCUCUUCAUUCAGUAACUCCUCCAGACAUAAUAAGUGAUGAUUCAAGCACUUCCAGUAAUGCCAAAAGGAAACCAUUAACUUCCAUAAAUGUGACAAACUUCCCUUCCUUCUCUAAACCAAAAGAGGCUCGAGAUGAAAACCAGUAUAGUUUUGGAAAUGUUAAGUUUCCAGUGAACCACAGCCCUACAAACAUGGAACAGUCCACUGAAGACAGCUUAGAAAUGAAUCACUUUAACAGAACUAGUUCAACCCUCACUGUCAAAGGAAAUCAAGAUGUACAUACAUUUGAUCAAGAUACUCCUGUACCUCAAAUUAAUUUUCAAGAAAAUAACACUCCAUUCAAACCUGAGCCAAAGGUUAUGGCAGAUACAAAGCAGCCUGAUCCUCCCAAACCAAACAGUGCUGAAAAAGAAUGGAGAUGGAAAGUCCCGGAGACACCAAAUGACAUUUUUUCAUCGGAGGGUAGACGAAUGAGUCUGGAGCCACUUUCUAAACCGGUUUCCAGGUGUGUGCAGGGACCAUCGCUUAGGAAAUGUGAUCCGGUACCUGAGUGUAAAACACCAGUUCAUAAACCAAAAGAGGACUAUAUGGAUUGUUUUCGAACCCCCGUGAUGAAAAAGGAAGUUGGACCAAUGUCCACUCCAUACGAUAGACUGUCAGAUUGUGGGCAGCCUCAAACUCCAGCAAACCUAUUUCUACGACCUGGCAGUUUUCCGAUAUUAUAUGACCAGUGCAGCAGCAGCAACGGUCUUGAUUUAUCUUCAAUAGGAAAACCAGCAAAUGAAAACCCAUGGACUCUGAAAUGA
Messenger RNA from Bombina bombina (fire-bellied toad), 1715 nucleotides. RefSeq names its product TTK protein kinase (gene TTK). The transcript has 14 exons. Gene Ontology annotation, biological process: peptidyl-serine phosphorylation; meiotic spindle assembly checkpoint signaling; chromosome segregation. Lineage: Eukaryota; Metazoa; Chordata; Amphibia; Anura; Bombinatoridae. Gene Ontology annotation, cellular component: kinetochore; spindle; nucleus. Gene Ontology annotation, molecular function: protein serine/threonine/tyrosine kinase activity; protein binding; protein serine/threonine kinase activity. The record is from RefSeq and is a predicted model, not a curated record. The coding region runs from base 102 to 1715 and encodes 537 amino acids.